Triticum aestivum (bread wheat) is the source of this 916-nucleotide messenger RNA. RefSeq names its product cilia- and flagella-associated protein 99. The record is from RefSeq and is a predicted model, not a curated record. The transcript is spliced from 5 exons. NCBI's taxonomy places the organism in Eukaryota, Viridiplantae, Streptophyta, Magnoliopsida, Poales, Poaceae. The coding region runs from base 340 to 888 and encodes 182 amino acids.
UCAACAAGUAUCUCGACAAGCAACUCCUCAAGCAUCUCAACAAGCAACUCGACAAGCAUCUCGACAAGCAACUCCUCAAGCAUCUCAACAAGCAUCUCGACGAGCAUCUCAACAAGCAUCUCGACAAGCAACUCAACAAGCAUCUCCUCAAGCAUCUGAACUAGCAUCUCGACAAGCAACUCAACAAGCAACUCUCUCCAUUAUCCCAAGAUUGUGCAGGGCAUUUGCAUAUACCUCUUGAGGGCAUGUGGGGUGUAGUUGAGGUCUGGGAGAUCCAUGUUCUCCAGGCAACUAAAAAGAACUUUCAAGAUUGUUUUAAAGAAGGGCUAUUGAAAAAAGAUGUGUGAGGGCAUCAGUCACUCUCAUGCCGGCAUGCCGCACUUUCAGCUAGCAGGUGAAAGAGACCCUCUUAUGGGAAUAAUGGAGUACAGAAAUGAUAGUGAGUUCAAAGUAAGGCUGAGAGGGAGUAAUGGGCGAGGAGAUGAACCUAGGAGAGCAAAAUUGAGAACUCCAGCUAAAGCAGCUCCUGCCCAGCGGCGAGGACUUCAGCGGCAGCAGCACCUGUGCAUGGGGAGGAACAGCCCCUGGGCGCGCGUAGGAAGCAGCUCGCCUCCACUAGCGGGCGGCAGUAGAGCACCAGCUCGCCUCCACCAGCGGCCGGCAGUAGAUCAGCACCUCGUCUCCACCAGCGGGCGGCAGCAGAGCACCACCUGUGCGCGCGGGGGCCGGGAGGAGCCCCUGGCGUGGGAGAGGAGCGCGGGGGUGGAGGGCAGGUGGCGGAGCCGCGGAGGCGGAGGUGGAGUGCCGGGGCGGAGGUGGAGGGCGGGUGGCAGAGCCGCGGAGGCGGAGGUGGAGUGCCGGGGCGAAGGCGGAGGCGGAAGACGCUGAGGAAGAUGACGGACAGAUUCAAAGUUUG